Molecule: messenger RNA, 8112 nt
Organism: Balaenoptera acutorostrata (minke whale)
Lineage: Eukaryota; Metazoa; Chordata; Mammalia; Artiodactyla; Balaenopteridae
Gene: SLC4A7
Product: solute carrier family 4 member 7
Exons: 26
Coding region: 258-4022 (1254 amino acids)
Biological process (GO): bicarbonate transport; monoatomic anion transport; auditory receptor cell development
Cellular component (GO): plasma membrane; basolateral plasma membrane; apical plasma membrane
Molecular function (GO): solute:inorganic anion antiporter activity; monoatomic anion transmembrane transporter activity; sodium:bicarbonate symporter activity
Source: RefSeq, a predicted model, not a curated record
CCCGCCUCGGCCUCUCUCCAGCUCAGUGCUCGCUCCACGUCCCACGCUGCGGCCUCGAGCGCCCGCGAGAGGCAGCUUCGCGGUCGCCGCGCACGCGCCCCAGUCUCUCGCUCACGGCUCUCCCCACGCGAGUGCCUCGCCCGCGAGCGCACGUUCGUUUCUCCUCGCGCGUCCGGCUCUCGGCCGCGGCGGCGGCGGCGGCGGGCGGACCGCGCGGGGCAGCAGCGGAUCGGCCGCCGCGGGCUGGACGGCCGACCAUGGAGGCGGACGGGGCCGGAGAGCAGAUGAGACCGCUUCUCACCCGGGGUCCCGAUGAAGAAGCUGUUGUAGAUCUUGGCAAAACCAGCUCAACUGUGAACACCAAGUUUGAAAAAGAAGAACUAGAGAGUCAUCGAGCUGUGUAUAUAGGUGUCCACGUGCCAUUUAGUAAAGAGAGUCGCCGGCGUCACAGGCAUCGUGGACACAAACAUCACCACCGGAGAAGAAAAGACAAAGACUCAGACAGAGAAGAUGGACGGGAAUCUCCUUCUUACGACACACCAUCCCAGAGAGUCCAGUUCAUCCUGGGUACUGAAGAUGAUGAUGAAGAACACAUUCCCCAUGAUCUCUUCACGGAAAUGGAUGAGCUGUGCUACAGAGAUGGAGAAGAGUAUGAAUGGAAAGAAACUGCCAGAUGGCUGAAAUUUGAAGAGGAUGUUGAAGACGGCGGUGACCGGUGGAGUAAGCCUUACGUGGCGACCCUCUCUUUGCACAGUCUUUUUGAACUGAGAAGUUGCAUCCUAAAUGGAACAGUCAUGCUGGAUAUGAGAGCAAGCACUCUUGAUGAAAUAGCAGAUAUGGUAUUGGACAACAUGAUCGCCUCUGGCCAGUUGGACGAAUCCAUAAGAGAGAAUGUCAGAGAAGCCCUUCUGAAGAGGCACCAUCAUCAGAAUGAGAAAAGGUUCACCAGCCGGAUUCCCCUUGUUCGAUCUUUUGCAGAUAUAGGCAAGAAACAUUCUGACCCUCACUUGCUUGAAAGGAAUGGGGAAGGCCUUUCAGCCUCCCGCCACUCUUUGCGAACAGGUCUGUCUGCCUCAAACCUUUCAUUGAGAGGAGAAUCACCUAUAUCUCUUCUUCUCAGUCAUCUUCUUCCUUCUUCAAGAGCUGGAACCCCUGCAGGCUCGAAGUGUACAACCCCAGUACCCACCCCUCAGAACAGUCCUCCUUCCAGCCCUAGGCUCAGUCGCCUGAACUCCAGAAGUUCCCAGCAGAGGCAGCUUCAGGCCCCAGAGCUACUGGUUUCACCUGCCAGUGACGAUAUUCCCACAGUAGUAAUUCAUCCGCCUGAGGAAGACUUAGAAGCACUGCAAGGCCAGGAGCAGAAGAAUGAGGAAAAUGUUGACAUAACUUCAGGUAUUUUGGCCUCUCCACAGUCUGCACCUGGAAACUUGGACAGUAGUAAAAGUGGAGAAAUGAAAGGUAAUGGAAGUGGAGGAAGCAGAGAAAAUAGUACUGUUGACUUCAGCAAGGUUGAUAUGAAUUUCAUGAGAAAAAUUCCUUCGGGAGCUGAGGCAUCCAAUGUUCUGGUGGGAGAAGUGGAUUUUUUGGAGAGACCUAUAAUUGCGUUUGUGAGACUGGCUCCUGCUGUUCUUCUCUCAGGGCUGACCGAGGUCCCUGUUCCUACAAGGUUUUUGUUUCUGUUAUUGGGUCCUGCAGGCAAGGCGCCGCAGUACCACGAAAUUGGAAGAUCAAUAGCCACCCUCAUGACGGAUGAGAUUUUUCAUGAUGUAGCUUAUAAAGCAAAAGACAGAAAUGACCUCCUAUCUGGAAUUGAUGAAUUUUUAGAUCAAGUGACUGUCCUACCUCCAGGAGAGUGGGACCCUUCCAUACGCAUAGAGCCGCCGAAGAGCGUUCCUUCUCAGGAAAAGAGAAAGAUUCCUGUAUUUCCCAAUGGAUCUGCCCCCAGCUUGGGUGAGACCCCUAAGGAGGCCCCACACCAUGCUGGGCCUGAGCUACAGAGGACUGGACGGCUUUUUGGUGGUUUGAUACUUGACAUCAAAAGGAAAGCACCUUUUUUCUUGAGUGACUUCAAGGAUGCAUUAAGUCUGCAGUGCCUGGCCUCGAUUCUUUUCCUAUACUGUGCCUGUAUGUCUCCUGUAAUCACUUUUGGAGGGCUGCUUGGAGAAGCUACAGAAGGCAGAAUAAGUGCAAUAGAGUCUCUUUUUGGAGCAUCAUUAACUGGGAUUGCCUAUUCGUUGUUUGCUGGGCAACCUCUAACAAUAUUGGGGAGCACAGGUCCAGUUUUAGUGUUUGAAAAAAUUUUAUUUAAAUUCUGCAGAGAUUAUCACCUUUCCUAUCUGUCUUUGAGAACCAGUAUAGGUCUGUGGACUUCUUUCUUGUGCAUUGUUUUGGUUGCGACAGAUGCAAGCAGCCUUGUGUGUUACAUCACCCGGUUCACUGAGGAGGCUUUCGCAGCUCUCAUUUGCAUCAUAUUCAUCUAUGAGGCUUUGGAGAAGCUCUUUCAUUUAGGAGAAAUAUAUGCAUUUAAUAUGCACAACAAUUUAGAUGAACUGACCAGCUACUCAUGUGUAUGUGUUGAGCCUUCUAACCCUGGCAAUGAAACUCUGAAGGUGUGGGAGGAAAGGAAUGUAACAGCACACAACAUUCCCUGGGGGAACCUCACUGUCUCUGAAUGUAAAAUCUUUCAUGGUACAUUUGUAGGAUCAGCUUGUAGUCUCCAUGGACCUUAUAUUCCAGAUGUGCUCUUUUGGUGUGUCAUCUUAUUUUUCACAACAUUUUUUCUGUCUUCAUUCCUCAAGCAAUUUAAGACCAAGCGCUAUUUUCCUACCAAGGUGCGAUCGACAAUCAGUGACUUUGCUGUGUUUCUCACCAUAGUAAUAAUGGUUGCAAUUGACUACCUUGUAGGAGUUCCAUCUCCUAAACUUCAUGUUCCUGAAAAAUUUGAGCCUACUGAUACAAAUAGGGGCUGGAUCAUAAGCCCGUUGGGAGAAAAUCCUUGGUGGACCUUAUUAAUAGCUGCUAUUCCAGCUCUGCUUUGUACCAUUCUCAUCUUUAUGGAUCAACAAAUUACAGCUGUAAUCAUAAACAGAAAGGAGCACAAGUUGAAGAAAGGAGCUGGCUAUCACCUUGACUUGCUCGUGGUUGGUGUUAUGUUGGGAGUUUGCUCUGUCAUGGGACUUCCAUGGUUUGUGGCUGCAACAGUGUUGUCAAUAAGUCAUGUCAACAGCCUAAAAGUUGAAUCUGAAUGUUCUGCUCCAGGGGAACAACCCAAGUUUUUGGGAAUUCGUGAACAGCGGGUUACAGGGCUAAUGAUUUUUAUUCUAAUGGGCCUGUCUGUGUUCAUGACUUCAGUACUAAAGUUUAUUCCAAUGCCUGUUCUAUAUGGUGUUUUCCUCUACAUGGGAGUUUCCUCAUUAAAAGGAAUCCAGUUUUUUGACCGUAUAAAAUUAUUUGGAAUGCCCGCUAAGCACCAGCCCGACCUGAUUUACCUCCGCUACGUGCCGCUCUGGAAGGUCCACGUCUUCACAGUCGUCCAGCUCACCUGUCUGAUCCUCUUGUGGGUGAUAAAAGCUUCGGCUGCUGCAGUAGUUUUUCCCAUGAUGGUUCUUGCGUUAGUCUUUGUACGCAAACUCAUGGAUCUGUGUUUCACAAAGAGAGAGCUUAGUUGGCUUGAUGAUCUCAUGCCAGAAAGUAAGAAAAAGAAAGAAGACGACAAAAAGAAAAAAGAGAAAGAGGAAGCUGAGAGAAUGCUUCAAGCUGGUGAAGAUACAGUGCAUCUUCCAUUUGAAGGGGGAAGCCUCUUGCAGAUUCCAGUUAAGGCGCUAAAAUACAGUGUUGAUCCCUCAGUUGUUAACAUAUCAGAUGAAAUGGCCAAAACUGCACAGUGGAAGGCACUGUCCAUGAAUACUGAGAAUGCCAAAGUAACCAGAUCUAACACGAGCCCUGAAAAACCUGUAAGUGUGAAAAUAAGUUUUGAAGAUGAACCAACAAAGAAAUACAUGGAUGCUGAAACUUCAUUAUAGAAUUGAACCAAGAGGAAUUAUUUAUAGAUAUAUAUACAUAUAUAUGUGUAUGUAUAUAUAAUAUUUCAUGUCACUAUAUAUAACAAUAUUGUAUGUCAUGCCAUUUAUGCAUGACUACGGGGUUUUUUGAAGUAGUGUCUGAAGUUUGUUAGGAGCACCAUGGAGACUGUGUGUAUAAUGAAAUGGUCUCUUAGAAGUGAGGUACAUGAUUCUUACUACUCAAAUAUUUAUUUUUCUGUUGGAAAAUUUUUUUCUGUUCUUCAAUAGAAAAAUGUGGGGAAAUGCAUUCAGUCUACUUUUCUUUACAUCUGUUUGUUCAUCAGUGGCAGUCCAUACCAACCUUAAGUGAUACGUAUUUAAAUUUUUUCAUUGAGUUGCUAGAAAUGUUCCCAUAUUACUUCCUUUCUGCUAGGGCUUUGUGGGAAGAACAGGGCGUCUCUGCCAGUGGUGGGGCACAGAUGGGACCGUAUCCUGGCUGCUGUGUGUGUGUUGCAUUACAUACAUGUCCAUCAUGUUUCACAGGUGAUGGGAACUUUUUCACUAUAGAGGUAGAACAGUGGAAACUUUCUAGAUAAGAACUAUAAUUUUGACCUUUAUGUUUUUGAAAUUUAUUUUAAACUUUAAAACCUCCACAUCUAGGUCUCCAUUCUGAUAGACAAGUAUAACUGCAGGUGAUUUUAUAAUUUAACUCCCAUACCACUCAUUAGUUUAUGAAUUUUAAAAGCUAUAAAAUACCAAUUUACAAUAGUUAAAUUCUGUUGCCUUUGUAGAAAUUUUUUUCUGAAUCCUAGUACUCUGUUAGAGCCCCAAAUGCCCACUCUAUUCUCUGCCUUUGCUGUCCUUUACUUAAAAUGUGGUUUAGUUUGUAUCAGGUUCAAGUUCUUGAUUAUUUUUCUAUUAUAAGUAGUAUGACUAAAUAAUCAGGAGUCAGAAUUCUCUUAAGUGGGUUUAUGAUCAGUAUUACUUUAUUAUGAAUUACCUUUCAUUUUCUGUUUACGUUGUUCUUUCUGUUGUAUAGGUAAUAUUUAAUAGAUUUCAUUUUAAAAUAUUUUAUUUAUUUUAAUUGAUAUGAUGCUUAAAUAUUAUAUAAACAUUUGAAAAGGUAACAAAUAUAGAGUAAAUUGUUAAUGUAAAUAGUUGGUGCUCACUUGCAUUUAUGGUUUAUUAUCGGAGAGCAGUUGAUAGAUUUUACAUCUUUGAUACAAAGCACUGCCAUAUUUGUAUUUUAAAAGAAAUUUAGACCUAUUAUGUAUAGCUCAGAUUGAUGACAUUCUUCCUAGUUUGUGUUUGUAUGUUUUAUUUAGAUUUUGCUUUUCUGAGCUGUCUUUUUAACUUCUAGCAAAUCUUUUUAGUCAUCUUUUAUAUACUUUUACCUCCAUAUGAAAUAAAUAAAUGUUGUUCUUGUUAAGCCUGUAGGACUGGAUGAAUGGGGUUGUGAAACUGAUUUGGCAAGAGGAUGAUUUCUAAAAACCAAAUGAGUAUUGAGAAGCCACUGAAAUAUCGAAAAUAAUAACAUGAAUGUUAGGAUGAAAAUUUUAAUGAAAUUCUGAUGCUUCCUUUAAUCAUUUUUAAUUAAAGUACAAAAGUAUGAAGAAUUGAUCUUAUAGAAGAUCAUGAGCAAUGCCAAAAGCUGAUAUUUUAGCAAUUCUAGCAAUGCAUUCUAAACUACUUAACUAAUAAAAUUUCCACAUCUAAGACCAUGUGAUCCGAUUCUAGUUAAAAUAAUGGAUUCAACUUCUGCCUCAUAUGGGAGGUUGGAAAUGUAGCUGAUUUUCUUUAGAAAAUGUAGCUGGCACCAUUUGGUACUGCCUAAAGAAGAGAGAUGCUGUCAGCACUUGAUGAGAGAGUAUUACCCACGGUGCUUGUUAGUGUUUAUGAGCUUCCAUUGAAGUGAUUCCUUUUUAUUCAUAGCAGCAUAAUCAUUUCCAAAGACCCCAGUAUUUGCUGCUAUGAUUUUGUAAUCUCCCCUGAUGAAGCUGAACAAGAGGAUUUCCUUACAUCAUUCCCUAGUGUCUGGAUGUCACAGGGUUAACAAAUGUGCUUUUUUAUGGGAAGUAAUUUUAAAAUUUGAACUGAAAUCUACUUGGGAUCAUAGUGUUUAUGUGAUUUUAUUUAUGAAUACUAGUUGUCCAGUGCCAGAAAAACCAUGAUGUGCAAAAUGCUUUGCACUCAGUGUUUUUACUAUGUUUCUAAUCGUUAAUAGUUUCUGCUUUCUUUUGACUACUUGACUUACAAAAUGAUCUGAUUGACUACUCCAUUGAAAAGCAAAGGUAACUCAUGUUUUAGUAAUAGCUUGUUUUAUGUGGUUAUAAUAUUUUUCUACUAUUUUUGAAAAAUAACAAUCAUGGAUAGCAUUCUUUGAAAGACAGUGAAAAAUGUAAUUUACUACAUAUAUUGCUUUUUAAAUGUUGCCUUAAACAGGUAUAGAUGAGCAGUAGUAAUUGCUAUGUACUGAUUUACCUCAAGGUGAAAAAGAAUUAAACCUGUGCAUAUUCCAUUUAUAAAAUAAAUUCAUAUAAACAGUCCUGCACUUUUUCAGAUGCCUUGGUUUCCAGGAUGGAGCUCAGUGCUACUGAGUACCCUGGCCGCAGGGCCACCUCAGGAUAUUCUUUCCUCCACCUAUUUUAUUUAUUUAUAGACAUCUGUUUACAAGGACUAUAAUACAUCCUCAUGUUGACCAUCUGAAAUUCACUUUCACUUGAAUGCUAUUUCACUCUAAAAUUGCCGCUUUUGAGGAGACAAUGAACUAAUAACUUCCUUAUGAUAAAAGGAUGAUGCUAUAUAUUCUCUAAUGAUAUUAGAUAUACGAAGUGAGGCACAAGAUCUUUCUAAUGGGUGUUGUAUAUGUGAGUGUGCUUGUGUGAAUGAUGUUGUCAAUCAUAAAUCUCUCAAGUUGUUUAAAAAAGCUGUGGCAUAUCAUUGUUCAUAUUUGCCAAGCAUAUAAAAUGUGUAGGACAGAAUUUUUUAUGUGCUAACACAUGUAUUUAUAAAGCAGAUUUCUUUACCACUCAAAAUUACUAACUUUCGUUUUCUCCAUCUAAAAAAAAUGUUUCUUCCACAUACCUUAAGUUUGUGUAUAUAUAUAAUAGCUUUAUAGCUUUUACCUUUUGCAAAAGCAGGUUCAAAAUUCUGUAAAAAGAAAAAUGGUUUCCGAAACAGAGGUAUGACACCAGAGCUUGCUGUUUUUAAAGGAUUGUAUCAUGUAUAUCAGUUCUGUAAAUGUGCUCAACAGUGUAACAUGUGAAUCCUGUUUUAAAGUGCUCAGAUUUCGGAUGUGUAAGCCAUUAAUAUAACAUUGUAAUUCAAAAAUGUUUAAAUUAAAUAAUUUAAUGUUUUAAAUUUAUUUAUGUAGAUCACAUCAUUGUUAUCAUAUGCAGUAGAACUAUGUGAACUGUCUUUUGGUUUAGUCCAACAAUUAUUUAUUUUUUUAGAAAGUAAACUUAAAGAGUUUAAGGACAUCCAAAAUUUAAAAUAGUGUUCAUACUUCAAAAUUUGGCAAUUUUAAUGUAAAGUUGGUUCUUUUCUAACUUUUCAAAAAGUAAUGUGAGUGUCAAUAAUAGGAAAACAUAGUUGGAAAUGGAAUCAUCUAAAGAUCAUUUUAAAAAAUUUAAUUAGUGUAUAUUGACUUCUACAGUUGACUUAGAGUAAUUGUUAACAGUUGUUUUUUUAAUCAGAUUUUUGUGCGUUGAUUGAUUCUUGUGUUGUGGCUUUUCUUUUGUUACUUUCAUAUUAAGAGUUUUUUUUUUUUGUAGGGGGGUUCUCUUCCAAUGUUUACUACAUUUAAAUAAAUAGAAAUUGAAUUUUAUUGUUCAUUUAUGCAGUAUUUGAUAGCUUGGUAUAAUAACAGUACAGUUCUAAUUUUUAUGACUUUUAUAAUUAUACAAUGAUAAUAUUUUCUUUUAUAAUAAAAUCCAAAGUAAACAUUUAAAAUGUAGAAGUGAUAUUUUUCAUCUAUAUGAAGUACAAGUAUCUACCAAGUCUAUAAUGUGAAUAAUCCUGCUUUUCAAAUCUGUUUCAUAAUAUUAGAAGAAAACUAUUUUUGGAGAUGUUAUUGAAGUUGAAAGAUCAAUAAAAGUCUACUGAAUCAGUU